Diabrotica virgifera virgifera (western corn rootworm) is the source of this 730-nucleotide messenger RNA. Its product is annotated as membrane-associated tyrosine- and threonine-specific cdc2-inhibitory kinase-like. Gene Ontology annotation, molecular function: ATP binding; protein serine/threonine kinase activity. The transcript has 2 exons. Lineage: Eukaryota; Metazoa; Arthropoda; Insecta; Coleoptera; Chrysomelidae. Gene Ontology annotation, cellular component: cytoplasm. The record is from RefSeq and is a predicted model, not a curated record. Gene Ontology annotation, biological process: protein phosphorylation. Bases 325 to 663 code for a protein of 112 amino acids.
UUUUAAAGUUGAAUAAGUUAAAGUUUAUAAAAGGCAUGUUUACAAGAUGAAAAUGCUUGCUGAGUUAAAAUUAAUUGAAUAUUUUAUGGAUUUUAGUGACGCUCAAAGACGCUGGAAGAGCCGUACCUUUCUCAAAUAUUUUCGGCAGUUGAAAUUUUAGGGGAAGGGUACUUUGGUACUGUGUUCAAGGCUCAACACAUAUCUGACAACAAGAACUACGCCAUAAAAAAAUUGAAAGCAGAUAAAAUUUCUGAAUCCGAAAAAUUCAAAGAAAUAAGAAAUUUCGAACAAGUGGGGUACCACCCCCACAUUGUAAAUUACAUCAUGGGAUGGGAACAGGAAGCUGACAUAUACCUCAUGAUGCAGUUAUCCCAGACGAGUCUGGCAAACUACGUUAAAAUCACCAAUGAUGUUCCAGAAUUCGUCUUUUGGGACUGCAUCCGUGAUGUAUGUCUCGCUUCCAUCUACCUGGCAGAAAGACGUUUGAUCCAUUACGAUAUCAAGGAUGAUAACAUCCUAAUACACGGAAAAAACUUUAAACUGGCUGAUUUCGGCACAAUAGUUGAGAUAAGAGAGGUAAGUCAAAACAAUUUAUUUUUACAUCCUCUACAGUGGCGGAUCCAGAAAUUUUUUUUGGGGUCAUGGAUCUUGAGGGUGAUUUAAUUACUUUUCUCUGAUGCAAGGUCGCGUAGUCUUACCACCCCUAGGAUAAGUGGGUUUUCAAUUAUUU